Messenger RNA from Cheilinus undulatus (humphead wrasse), 1335 nucleotides. RefSeq names its product proteinase-activated receptor 1-like. The coding region runs from base 1 to 1335 and encodes 444 amino acids. Gene Ontology annotation, molecular function: thrombin-activated receptor activity. NCBI's taxonomy places the organism in Eukaryota, Metazoa, Chordata, Actinopteri, Labriformes, Labridae. The transcript has 4 exons. Gene Ontology annotation, cellular component: membrane. The record is from RefSeq and is a predicted model, not a curated record. Gene Ontology annotation, biological process: phospholipase C-activating G protein-coupled receptor signaling pathway; positive regulation of Rho protein signal transduction; thrombin-activated receptor signaling pathway.
AUGGACCCCCAGAACAGAGAGUCUGAUGAACACGUCAGUGAAUGGGAAGAGGGCUCAGGGAAAAAUGACACACCACUUUACACCCUGCAAGUACAUUACCAAGAGCCAAAGGACAAAAUCAAUCCCCUCAUACAUGGCUUCUACCAUAACAGCAGACCAUCCUAUGACGUGGUGGAAUUGGUCCAUUCUGAUCCCUUCGAAGAUGGAUCGGACUACAUCAACAAAGCAUUCAACAACCAGGAUGAAAAUCCCCUUAUUCAACGUAAUGACUCUAAAGUUCUUGUACUUGAUUCAAGGGCAAACAAAAGCUCCGUACUCCAUUCAUACCUAUAUAACACCAGCAGGGAGGGUCUCUCAGGAAAGGCACGGUUGUUUCUAACAGGAUCAUUAUCCACCAUCAUCAUCCCAUCCUUCUACACGCUGGUCUGCUUCCUCAGUGUGCCCGUCAACAUCUGUGCACUGUUGGUCCUCACUCGGAGGGUCAGGCCUAAGAAGCCAGCAGUGAUCUACAUGAUGAACCUGGCCUGUGCUGACCUGCUCUUCUCCAUGGUGCUGCCCUUCAAGAUCUCCUACCACUUCAACGGAAACAACUGGAUAUUUGGUCCUGCUAUGUGCCGUAUGGUGACUGCAGCCUUUUACUGGAACAUGUACUGCUCCGUUCUCCUCAUCGCCCUCAUCAGCGUGGACCGGCUUCUUGCUGUGGUCUAUCCUAUCCAGUCUUUGUCAUGGAGAAGUCCUGCAAAGGCAGUCAUUGCCUGUGCAGCCAUGUGGAUUUUGUCCUUUGCGGGAACGAUGCACCUCCUCUUCACUGAGCAGACUUUCAACCUCACAGAAUUGAACAUCACCACCUGCCAUGACAUCCAGCCGUCAAAGCCUCUCUGGGGUUACAAGUCGUAUUACAUCACCCUCUGCUUCCUCCUCUUCUUCUUUCCUCUCAUCAUCACUUUGGUGUUCUACGCUUGGGUGAUUUUUACCUUGAGUAAAGUCCAACCAGGGGUUCCAGACCGUUCACAGAAAAAAAGAAGAGCAAUGUUCUUGACUGCAACAGUACUGGUGAUGUUUGUGCUGUGUUUCACACCUACCAACCUUGUCCUCUUAACGCAUCAGCUGAUGUAUUCUGAAGGAGCUGUGGUCCAAGAGUACAAGGAGAAUACAGAUAACAUCUUAGUCUUAUAUGUGGUCUUUCUGUGCUUGGGAAGUCUCAACUGCAUCCUUGAUCCUCUGGUCUACAUUUUUGGAUCAUCGCAGUUUCAGAAAGAGCUAUCCAACAUGCUGCUGAAGCUACAGAAGACCCCAGAGAGCACCCUAACAGUCCCAUCAACCAAGCAAGAAUGA